AUGUCUUUCAUAAUCGAAGGGGCAAUCAAAGGCAUUGCAGCUGGUAUCGGUCUCGCAUCCGAGAGUGUGCACGCGCAUAAAGCGAAGAAAGCUGAUAAAUCUCAAUCUCAAUCUCAAUCUCCACGAGCAUCCAGUAACGAGGAUUUUCAACUUCGAUCAGCUAGUUGCAAUGCCUUGCGAAUCUCGAAUGAAAAUUCUACGGCUGUAUCAUCUGAUAUCUUGCAUGAAGAGAACGAUGAACACAUCUGGGAUUUGGAUGCUGCACAAGAUGAGCUUGCACCCGUCGAGACGCAACAAAUUUCCCCCUCAGAUCCCACGGUGCAAGAAUCCGACGCAGAGACUCAAACCCCCCAAGGAAAAGAAAAACACACCGUCUUCAUGAAAGUAUUCGUCUCCCGUUUCAUCGCCAGACACCCCGCCCCUCAAUAUCCACCCUCCCAUCCCAUCACCAACCGACUCCCCCUACCCGUCAUCCUCUCCCAACGCCGACCCAAAAGUCGAUCUCGGGGUUUCAUCCGCGCCUACGCUCCUCUCCUCCAAAACUGCGAUAUCCCCGAGAACAUGUGGCUAGACUUCCUGCGUACAUUUAACAAAGCAACGCAAGCCUCACCCUGGAUCCAAUGCAUCAAUUUCGCCGGGUUAGCCGCGCAUGGAGUAGCUCCCGGCGUUGCGAUCGCUGUUCAAAUAGCCAUUGCAGUUGCUAUCAAAGCUGCAAACGAGAUACAUUCUCGCCAACGAACAAACUCAUUCCUUGACGCGAUGAACAACCAAUUCUUCCGUCCUCGUGGCCUUUAUGCCUUGGUAUUGACGUGGAAUCCGGAUGAUGGCAAUCACACAAGUAUGGUGGAUAUGACAUCCACAAUUUCCAAAUCAAUUGAUCCACAAACUGGAGAGUCAAAAACGAGGAAUAAAUUUCAUACGUCAUCCGGAAAUACAUACGGUGAUUUCGAGUUUCCUGAAGCAGCACCUCUGGUUUUCCCGGCUCUCGAUGCGGCAUUAACAAAUGUGGGAUCAGAAGGAGAAGAAAGACUCAAGGAGAAGUUGAAAAGAAAAGGAGAUUUUGUAUCCGAUUACAUGGAUCGAAGAGCACGAGCACAAUACGCGGCGCAGAAUCCCAAUAGCUUUUUAUCGACCGGGCCAAAGGAGAAGUUUACGAGUCGGUAUGCGGAUCCGAAUCAUCCAGCUAGUAGUGGAAAUCCAUGGAGUUUGGUUACAGGUGGGAAGUUCAAUCCACCGAUGGGGAAAGACUUGAUGGCUGCGAGGAUGGGAGGACAGGGGUUUGGUGGACGCGGUGGUGGACUGGGUGGACUUGGUGCUGUAUUUGGUGGCGAGCGUUCCUACUCAGGCGGGAGACAAGCACAAUCAGGUGGCAGGAUAGGUCUUCAGCGUGAGGGUAGUGGAGAACAGCAACAGCAGGGAAGUAACCCAAGAGGAGGGAAUAGAUUAGGAGGAGGGCUUGGAGGGUUCGGUGGGUUUGGUGGCCCUGAUAUCGUUACGAAAGGAGUUAAGAAGAUUCUGGGUAACAAUAUUCUAUAUCUCGUGGUAGUGAACAUGCCAAGCGAUGAAGAAAUCGCAACGGCUAGCGCGCAGAUUAGAAGUUGGGGUGUUUGA
This is a messenger RNA of Botrytis sinoallii, 1611 nucleotides long. RefSeq lists its product as uncharacterized. The record is from RefSeq and is a predicted model, not a curated record. NCBI's taxonomy places the organism in Eukaryota, Fungi, Ascomycota, Leotiomycetes, Helotiales, Sclerotiniaceae. Bases 1 to 1611 code for a protein of 536 amino acids. The transcript is spliced from 2 exons.